Messenger RNA from Callorhinus ursinus (northern fur seal), 3318 nucleotides. RefSeq names its product pelota mRNA surveillance and ribosome rescue factor (gene PELO). Lineage: Eukaryota; Metazoa; Chordata; Mammalia; Carnivora; Otariidae. Gene Ontology annotation, cellular component: cytoplasm. Gene Ontology annotation, biological process: RNA surveillance; nuclear-transcribed mRNA catabolic process, non-stop decay; ribosome disassembly. The record is from RefSeq and is a predicted model, not a curated record.
AAGAAAAAUUUAACACUUACUAAGAUCCUACUGUAUGCCUGCCACAGUGAUUCUGUGGAUUUUAAUCUUUGUCAGACUUUGGAGAGAAGUAAAUUCUACUUAGAAAGGUGAUCAAGGAGCAACUCAAAGUAUUUCUCUCUCCCAGUUAGGAAAUGUCCUUUGGAGAGGCAAGCCAUCUUCACACUUCAAUGCAAUCAGUUCCUUACUCAAAGUUGCUGGGUUUUCUUGGAAGUGGAAGAAGGCAGGCUGAGUUAGAAACUUUAUGAGGAAGGUGUGGAAGGAAGAGGAAAAGGAGGGCGAGAAACCACAAAACAAUGCCUCUAAUUUGCACUAGAGCUUUGGAAGGGAUUUUUGUGUCCCCUGAGAAUCUCUGAGGAAGAUAAUUGAGGCAUCAGUAUCAAGACUUGUGCCACAAUCAGAUUCCUCCCUUUCAUCCUGGUCUCACCAGUUCCGGGUGGUAAGAUUCCCUUUCAGUGCCAUAUACAAGAUAAGAAAGAGAAUGAGACGAUAUGUGGGUAGGACUACUCUGUUCACCUCCUCUGUUCUUUUUUUUUUUUUAAGAUUUUAUUUGAGAGAGCAAGAGAUCGAGCUCAUGAGCAUGAGCGGAGGGGGAGGGGAAAAGGGAGCGGUAGACGCAGAGCGUGGAGCCUGUUGGAGCUCAAUCCCAGGACGCUAGAGAUUAUGACCUGAGUUGAAGUCAGAUGCUUAACCCACUGAGCCACCCAGGCACCCCUCUCCAUCUCAUCUUAACUCUCAGGGAAACUCUGGUGGGCUUUUUAUAUUCACUAAUUGUAAGAGGCAAUCCUCACUUCUCAACCCCCGACCACCAUAAAAAUGCUAAGUGACUUAAGGAUUUUCUUUAAAAUCAAUUUUGUAGCCAUCCAGUCGGGUUGGUCCUAGUAAAUCAGAUUUUCUCCACUUCCAAUAUCCUCAGCUCAACUUAGGCAAUGAAGAUCCCGCUCUAAAUUUUUGCGACCCAACCCCCAACCUUAACAUUUCACAGGCUACAGAGCUGCGUAAAGCGGAGGCUGCCAAUUUCGGAUUCUGGGAUUUCCAGGACAUCAGGGCAAACAACUGAGAGGUCCACCCAGGGGUGAAUUCCACAGAUAGUUUCUUCUCUCUCUGGGGUCAGUGCUUUAACAUCUGGGUAGUCAGAUCGUGCAGACACGGUAACUAAGCGCAGAAAACAGCUGGGCACGUUGCUCUGAGCCCAGACCAACCGUGACCAGUAGUUCUUUGAAACCGUUUCUGGAAAUACCAAACUCCAACAGGCGUGCAGUGUUUGAGUGCUGAAUAAAGCAAGCUGAAUUUAGAACUUUGGGGCCAAGUCUGCACUUUUGAGAAUUCCUUUUACUUUUGGUUAAGUUUUUUAAAAUUGGUUUUACCCGGGGUAGAGGUGUACAGUGGCAACGUCACGCAGUUGGAAAAAUAAUUGCACUCACAUAUACUCCCCAGAUUCUGCACAAACAGGUUUGGAAGAGAAAACUUAGGAAGUCCAAGUUCAGCAUUAAAAUAAAUGACUCGCCACCAAAGAUUACCAGCCCUUCCCUCUCGGUUUACUCCGGACACACCUCGCGCUUAGCGCGCCUGCGCCCGCGCAAACUACAACCCCGCCUCCUCCUUGGGGACGUAAAACGUGCGCCGAGAGGCGGGACGCGGGCUGCGCAUGCGCCCUCAUUCCAUCAGCCGCUGGGUUUGUGCUGGCGGCUGGUACGUCGGAGAAGAUUGUGUUUGCUGCAUUGUCCCUCCCAGGGGUCUGGCGUGGUGUGCCGGGAGACUAAGAAAAGAAGGGUUAGAGUAAGUGUUCCCCUUGGCUGCUUGAGUCGGAGCUAGAGUAUUUCCUUCCUGCCAGGCAAGUGCCCAUAGGGACCGGACCCCGCCCCCUUCCCGGCCUAGACUCCCUUUCCCCUCCCUGUCCCUUUCCCACUGGGGAUCUUUUCGUUUCCUCUUGUUCUCCCUGCGAACCCCCGCCGAGGUCAUGAAGCUCGUGAGAAAGGACAUUGAGAAAGACAAUGCGGGCCAGGUGACUCUAGUCCCCGAAGAACCUGAGGAUAUGUGGCACACCUACAAUCUAGUGCAGGUGGGCGACAGCUUGCGUGCCUCCACCAUCCGCAAGGUACAGACCGAGUCCUCCACGGGCAGCGUAGGAAGCAACCGAGUCCGCACUACUCUCACGCUCUGCGUGGAGGCCAUCGAUUUUGACUCUCAAGCCUGCCAGCUGCGGGUUAAGGGGACCAACAUCCAAGAGAAUGAGUAUGUCAAGAUGGGGGCUUACCACACCAUUGAGCUGGAGCCCAAUCGCCAGUUCACUUUGGCCAAGAAACAGUGGGACAGUGUGGUUCUGGAGCGCAUCGAGCAGGCCUGUGACCCAGCCUGGAGUGCAGAUGUGGCGGCUGUGGUGAUGCAGGAAGGCCUCGCCCAUAUCUGCUUAGUCACUCCCAGCAUGACCCUCACUCGGGCCAAGGUGGAGGUGAACAUCCCUAGAAAACGGAAAGGCAACUGUUCUCAACAUGACCGGGCUUUGGAGCGGUUCUAUGAACAGGUGGUCCAGGCUAUCCAGCGCCACAUAAACUUUGAUGUUGUGAAGUGCAUCCUGGUGGCCAGCCCAGGAUUUGUGAGGGAGCAGUUCUGCGACUACAUGUUUCAGCAAGCAGUGAAGACCGACAACAAAGUGCUCCUGGAAAACCGGUCCAAGUUUCUUCAGGUACAUGCCUCCUCUGGACACAAGUACUCCCUGAAAGAGGCCCUUUGUGACCCUUCUGUAGCUAGCCGCCUUUCAGACACUAAAGCUGCUGGGGAAGUAAAAGCCUUGGAUGACUUCUAUAAAAUGUUACAACAUGAACCUGACCGAGCGUUUUAUGGACUCAAGCAGGUGGAGAAGGCCAAUGAAGCUAUGGCAAUUGACACAUUGCUUAUCAGCGAUGAGCUUUUCAGGCACCAGGAUGUCGCUACGCGAAGCCGGUAUGUGAAGCUGGUGGACAGUGUGAAAGAGAACGCAGGCACGGUUAGGAUAUUCUCUAGUCUUCAUGUAUCAGGGGAACAGCUCAGUCAGUUGACUGGAGUAGCUGCCAUUCUCCGCUUCCCUGUCCCUGAACUCUCUGACCAAGAGGAUGAUUCCAGUUCUGAAGAAGAUUAAUGAUUGAACCUUAUAACUGAUAAAAGCUGUGUCUCCGUUGUUAAAUUUUCUUAGCAUCCUGACAGAAACCUGCAAGGCACCUUGUGAUUCUUACAGGGAUUUCUCAUGUAUUUGGCCACACUAGGUAUUUUGUGAUUGGCAGGACAUGUGUUCAAACUAAAUAAAUUAAAAGGAAAUAAUCA